AUGGCCGAGCCGAAAAGAUUUUCUGAGCGGCAACAAAGCCCCGUAAGAAGGCAAUUGCUGAUCCUGGAGAUCAGACGUAAAAAGUCCAAAUGUCCAGGCGAAAGACCCGAGUGCUCAAUUUGUAGCCGACUACAGCAGACCUGUUCGUAUGAAGUUUUCGAGCCUGAAGCUCGUAAACGAAAGAGGUCCCCUGAGCCCAUACGUGAUGCGCAAGGGGACGUGUCGAAGAGGUUCGGGACGAUCGAGCAGAAGCUGGAAGAGCUUGCGGCUUCCAUGAAAAAAGCCGCUCCAGUCUCACAUAUUAGCCCAAAUCACGUAACCGAGGACAGCAGAGGAUAUCAGCAACAACAAUCACCUCUUCAAGGUUUCCACUCCUCGGUGGCACGUGUUGCGAGCUUAAAUUCCGCAAUCGAAGGGCUCCCUCCCGAUGUCGUAGAAGAUGGUGUCAAGACUUACUUUAUGGCUUUCCAUGCACAACCUUACAACUUGAUGUGCCAGAGGGAGUCGCUUCGGCCGGGCCAUGUCAUAGAUCCUGUCGUUCUGGAUUCCAUGCUUGCUCUGAGUAUUCGCUGCUCUUCUCAUCCCUUCUGGUCAGAUCAGUCGAAACUCAAUGAUUGUAUUCGCGCCCUGACUGAUGAUUCAUGGAAAAAGCUCGUCAAUCUGUAUAGCCGAGGGGAUACAAGUCUGCCUUAUUUACAGGGACUUUGCCUUCUGGCGCAGGUCGACUUUGCUGACGGGAGAGUACAGAGAGCUCACACCCAAAUAUCUCUCGGCGUCAGAAUUGCUCAGUCCCUAGGUUAUCUUACAGAACCCGCACGUCUCGAGGAAAGGAGUGAGGAAAUUGUCCGGUGUACUUGGACUUUGUUCAUGCUUGACCGGACGUUCAGCAUCACUCGUCUUGUCUCGCCUUCACUCCCUUACCAGGAAUUCAGGCUUCCCAAACCACACUGGGAGGGUGCACUUUCGUUGAAUCCGAUGUACCAUAAUCUCAGCACUGAGACCUCCUUGGGAAGCGGCCAAGACCUUUCGGCUCUGCUAGUUGGUGUCUACGCCAUUUGGGACGAUGUUAUCCGAUAUGUUUUCGCGACAACAAGCAAUAGCACAACUCCUCCUUGGCAACCUGGCUCUGAGCUUGCUACGAUCGAAUACAGAUUUGCCGAUUUUGAACCAGACUUCUCCACGCAUCGAUACCGAGAGGUUGACUUUCCUCGACGAGCUAUACAGGAGCCACACUUGCGACCAUACUUCGCGUCCUGGCUCUGCUUUCAACUGACUUAUAUGCAUCACCCAUUCAUCAUGUUUAUCAAAUUACAACACGUUAUACGGAAGGUACCACCCAGUUUCCUUCAGAAAUCAUACAAAAGCUCUCUCAUUCACUCCCGCUGGAUCAUCCGAUUUCUCAACGAGAUGGACGAAGCUGGAAUGAUGCUUCAUGACCCAUUUGUUGGGUAUCUUGCGGCGAUAGCUGCAACAAUCCAGCUCGAGCAUACGUUGAGCAAGCAUUCGGACGUUGCAGCAGCGGCCAGACUUAGUUUUGCGAGUGCUGUACGGUAUCUUAAGAAGCUAUCGAAGUAUUGGACAAGUAUCCAGGAAUUGGAUGACUACGACGGUAUCUUGCCAGCAGUCGAGAGCGAAAGGGUUGGGCUUGCGGGAGAUGAUGCUGAACUCAUGUGGAAAGUAUUUGACUACGCCUCGAUGUCAGCAUUGAGCGGAAAACGGCCAAGAAACAACCCAGAGGGAGCAAACAAGACCAAACAAGGCUCCGAUGGGGUUCUCGUGGCCCAGCCAGAACGCCAGGUAGGGAAUCCGAAUGUUUUUGCUAGCGUGCAGCCGUCCGGGGUAUGUUUAACUGGUGGCAAUGCCGCCCCGGCCCCCAAGGACUUCCCCAAUAUGCAGGCGCCGGAAGGCAUGCUCGAACAACCAAACUUAUUGCCGUUUGAGGAGCUUCCGGAAGAUUGGGCAUUUACCAUUGAUGACUGGACAUUAUUUGGUGCACCAGGCUCAACAUAUUUUUAA
Messenger RNA from Drepanopeziza brunnea f. sp. 'multigermtubi' MB_m1, 2016 nucleotides. Lineage: Eukaryota; Fungi; Ascomycota; Leotiomycetes; Helotiales; Drepanopezizaceae. The record is from RefSeq and is a predicted model, not a curated record.